Juglans microcarpa x Juglans regia is the source of this 1960-nucleotide messenger RNA. Its product is annotated as sugar carrier protein C-like. Lineage: Eukaryota; Viridiplantae; Streptophyta; Magnoliopsida; Fagales; Juglandaceae. The transcript is spliced from 4 exons. Gene Ontology annotation, biological process: monosaccharide transmembrane transport. Gene Ontology annotation, cellular component: membrane. Gene Ontology annotation, molecular function: monosaccharide transmembrane transporter activity. The coding region runs from base 223 to 1794 and encodes 523 amino acids. The record is from RefSeq and is a predicted model, not a curated record.
AAAAAAAAAGAAAAUUUCUUGUUCUUCACUGAUCUCUCUAUAUAUACAGAAGCCAGAAGCAGCCUAAAGUUCUAUGUCUAUCUGGUUCAUCUUGGCCUAUGCGUCUCCAUUCGUUAUUACUGUCGAAAGAGCUGUAGCUGGGUUCCUUUCUUCGUUUUCAUCCUCUUCCUCGCUGCCUUUGAGCCUUUCUUCUUUCAGUUUUGACGUGAAAAUACAGUGAAAAUGCCUGCCGUCGGAGGAAUUCCAGCGGGUGGUGUACCCGGUAGGGAGUACCCUGGCAAACUCACUCCCUUUGUGACUGUAACGUGUAUUAUCGCAGCCAUGGGGGGCUUGAUCUUCGGUUAUGAUAUUGGAAUUUCAGGUGGAGUCACGUCAAUGGACCCUUUCUUGAAGAAGUUCUUCCCGUCGGUGUACCGGAAGAAGCAUGAAAACUCGUCCACCAACCAGUACUGCCAGUAUGACAGUGAGACGUUGACAAUGUUCACGUCGUCUCUGUAUUUAGCUGCCCUGCUUUCAUCGAUCGUGGCGUCCACUGUGACGCGUAAAUUCGGUCGCAAGCUGUCCAUGCUAUUCGGAGGCGUGCUCUUCUGCGCUGGUGCCAUCCUCAAUGGCUUUGCACAAGCCGUCUGGAUGCUUAUCGUUGGCCGAAUGUUACUCGGUUUCGGUAUUGGGUUUGCCAAUCAGUCGGUACCUCUCUACCUCUCUGAGAUGGCACCCUACAAGUUCAGAGGAGCUCUAAACAUCGGCUUCCAGUUAUCAAUCACGGUUGGUAUCCUUAUUGCCAAUGUGUUGAAUUACUUCUUUGCUAAGAUCAAGGGUGGGUGGGGGUGGCGCUUGAGCUUGGGUGGGGCCAUGGUCCCUGCCCUCAUAAUCACCGUUGGAUCACUAGUCCUUCCUGAUACCCCCAACUCUAUGAUUGAGCGUGGCAAACAUGACGAGGCCAAAGAGAAACUCAUAAGGAUUAGGGGUGUUGAGGAUGUUGACGAAGAGUUCAGUGACCUUGUUGCGGCUAGUGAAGCAUCACAGCUAGUGGAGCACCCUUGGAGAAACUUGUUGCAAAGAAAAUAUAGACCCCACCUCUCUAUGGCUAUCCUAAUUCCCUUCUUUCAGCAACUCACUGGAAUCAAUGUGAUCAUGUUCUAUGCACCUGUUUUGUUUGACACCAUUGGGUUCGGAAGCGACGCUGCCCUAAUGUCGGCUGUGAUUACCGGAAUUGUUAACGUCGGUGCAACUAUGGUAUCCAUUUAUGGUGUUGAUAAAUGGGGAAGGAGAUUUCUUUUCCUAGUGGGUGGAAUUCAAAUGCUCAUUUGCCAGGGUGUUGUUACAGCUGCAAUUGCUGCUAAAUUUGGAGUGGAUGGAAAUCCUGGUGAGCUGCCCAAGUGGUAUGCCAUUGUGGUGGUGCUUUUCAUUUGCAUCUAUGUUGCGGGAUUUGCAUGGUCUUGGGGUCCCCUAGGCUGGUUGGUGCCUAGUGAAAUUUUCCCUCUUGAAAUCCGAUCUGCUGCUCAGAGUGUCAACGUGUCUGUGAACAUGAUUUUCACAUUUAUCAUUGCUCAAGCCUUCUUAGCAAUGCUUUGCCACAUGAAGUUCGGGUUGUUUCUCUUCUUUGCCUUCUUCGUGUUGGUGAUGACCAUCUUUGUGUACUUCUUCUUGCCUGAAACAAAGGGUAUCCCAAUUGAAGAGAUGGGCAGGGUUUGGAAGACCCACUGGUACUGGUCCAGAUUCGUGAGUACCGAGGAUGAGCACCCUAACGUCCAGAUGGGUAUGGCGGCAACCGAGGGCAUAAAAAACGUGUGAUAGGAGGCUUUUUUAGUUCAAUCUUUGGGUAGCAGUACAUACCAUUUGGUUGUCAAGUCUAUAUUAUAUGGGUUCUAAUAUAGUGUCACAAUUUACAAGUGCUCUUCAGUUGCUCAAAAAGAAAAUUGAAAUUCAAGUCAAUAUUAACUCAAUUCUGUUUGGUGGA